GACGAAACGACGAACGAUGUCGGAGCUUGAGGAAGGAAGCGGCUUGGAGCGCCGACCCAACUAUGACCCAACGUACAUGAAGGAGGGGUAUUUGCAGAAGAAGGGCCAGCUCCUCAAGGGCUGGAAGAAGCGCUGGUUUGUCUGCGACGGGCGGUCGCUGAGCUACUACAUCUCGAGCAAGGACAAGAAGCCGAAUGCUGUCAUUCCGCUCGAGUCGGCGUCCGUCCAAGACGGCGGCCUCAGCGAAACGUGGCACUCGCCGCGCAUUUACCUCACGGACGGCACCAGUGGCACCAUGUACUGCCUCUCGGCCGAAGAGAAGGGCGUCGCCUCCGACUGGCUCAGCGUCCUCACAAAGGCCGUCGCGCGCAUCCAAGAAGUCAAGCACAAGCACCGCCUGGAGCGCAACACGAGCGUCGGCGGCACGACCAUCACGCCGUUCGACGAAGAAGAGGGGCGACAAAAGCCCGUGAGCCAGCAGCACGCACCGCCGUCGCCGGCGCGCAAGCCCAUGACGUCCGAAGCAUCGCGCAGCCGCAUGCAGCCGUCGUCGCAAAUGAGCCAUGGCUCCAAGGUGCCGACGCAGCCGACCAACAUUCGUCUCGAGAACGAACUCUCGAGCGCGUCCGAGCUGCUGUCGUGCCUCCUCUUCAACAAGCCGUCGUCGCAGCACCCGCUUCACUUUCACUUUCACGGUGCCAAGAACGGUGUCCGUGUGUCGACGGCGACGCACGGCGCCACCGGCAAGCAGUACGUCCGGGGUAGCGUCGCGCUAAAAACCUUGCCCUCUGUCGCCCUACGCAUCCUUCUCGACCACCAAAAGCGCAACGAGUGGGAUCUUCACUUCCCAGUGUCGACGCACGUCGCGACCUACGGCGGGUCCACCGACCUCAUCCACCUCUCGGGCGGCGCGCCGUACAACCUCUUUGCGGAUCCGCUCGUGGCGACCGCCAACACGGCCCUGCCCGCCCUCGGCUGCGCGGCCCUCUCGACGCUACUGGCAGGCGACGUAGUGCACUCGGCCUGCGCCGCGGUCCUUGGUGGCCUUGCGUCAAGCAUUGAUUGGCGGUCGCUUGCCGUGCCGCGCGACCUGCUCCUGCUGCGUCACGUGUACGAGGCGUCAACGCCCCAUGCCAAGCGCAACGACCGGCUCUCUUGCCACAACGUGCUCGAUGCAGUGGGCAUGUCGAGCGUGCCGUCGGCGAUGGUGAUCCUCGAGAUGUCGGUCACCAAUGAGCUCAAGCCGGUCCCGACCGGCGUCGUGCGUGGCCACGUUGGCACCUCGGGCUGGCUCGUCGAGCCCCUCGACGGCGAGUCGACAUUGUUGACGUACGUGACGGACUUGAACCUCGGCGGGUGGGUGCCCGCGGCCACGACGAACAAUGUGCUCCACGAUCGCAUGACGAUUCUCUCGGCGAUCGCCGAGUUUGUGCACCAAGCCAAGAUCCACGGUCCGAAUCUGGGCUACAUCGACGAUGACGACGACGACGAUGACACGCGCGACGCGAUGACGGCGCCGGCCCAUGAGACGCACGUGGCCGACGCAGGCUCGUCGGUCUUUCACCCGCGCGACUACUUUAAGCUCAUGCUGCAGAUCCCGACGGGUGGCGUCAAGUUGACGGAUAAGGAGGUCGCCAAGAAGCAAAACGGUGUGCUCAUGGAAGUCAUCAAGUCGAUGGGCACCAAGCUCCUCGAAGGCAAGUCGGCCGUGAGUCUGUCCUUGCCAGUGCGCAUCUUUGAGCCGCGCUCGAUGCUGGAGCGCCUCGUGGACCUGUACUUGUACGCACCCAACUACCUCAACCGCGCCGCAGACGCGACCGAGAUGCUCGAGCGCUUCAAGCUCACAAUGACCUUUGCGAUCGCUGGCUGGCACCACGGCGUCGGCUGUAUGAAGCCGUUCAACCCGAUUCUCGGCGAGACGUUUGAGGCCGAGCUUGCCGACGGCGCGCAGGUCUAUGGCGAGCACACGAGCCACCACCCCCGAUUAGCUUUCUCCAGGUCGUGGGCCAAAAGUACUCGAUUUCCGCCCAGUCGAUCAUGAACGGCUCGAUGCAAGGCAACUGCCUCGUCCAAGUGCAGCAAGGGCCCGUGCGCAUUUCGUUCAACGACGGCACGCUCAUCGAGUGCUCGCUGCCUGGCGUGCGAAUGGGCGGGUUUCUCUGGGGCGACCGCGUCGUGGACUUUGUCGGCACGAUCGUCUUUGAAGACAAGGUGAACGGCCUCCGCUGCGACUUGAAACUCGACCCGGACUCGAAGAAGGGCAUGUUUGCGUCCAAUAAGCUCCCGACGGACCGCUUCCGGGGCACGAUCACGCGCUUCGGCGACGAGAUUUGCGACGUGAGCGGGUCGUGGCUCGAAGACCUCCGUUUUGACGACGCGGUGUACUGGUCACUGCACAAGGACGCGUGCGCGCCGGUCGUGUGGCUCCCGGACGACAAGGUGCUGCCGUCCGACAGCCGGAACCGCCAGGACCUCCGGUUCCUUGCGCAAGGCGACCUCGAAGAGGCGCAGGAGUGGAAGUUGCAGCUCGAGGUGCUCCAGCGCAGCGACCGCUCCAAGCGCAAGGACGGGCGCCGCCCCAACCACUGGACGAUGGGCACGUCGCAUUAGAUAAGACUCGAUAACGUGUUGGGUUCGCAUACACACA
Molecule: messenger RNA, 2647 nt
Organism: Saprolegnia parasitica CBS 223.65
Lineage: Eukaryota; Oomycota; Saprolegniomycetes; Saprolegniales; Saprolegniaceae
Exons: 2
Coding region: 17-2041 (674 amino acids)
Cellular component (GO): cytosol; intracellular membrane-bounded organelle; membrane
Molecular function (GO): sterol binding
Source: RefSeq, a predicted model, not a curated record